AUGGUCGAUCGUCUUCAACGUGAUAUACAGCUUUUACUUCAUCAUUUUGCUCCUGUUAAUAUUUUUACUAUGCAAAAUCUCAAAGAAACAAGCUUACAAAAUAUCAAUAAAGAACAAGCUACAUAUAUGUGGUUUCAAUUGCUCAUUGAAACAUUGUUAAAAUUACCACAUACAUCUCAAGCUAAUCGUGAACUUAUCGAAGAAUGCAUGGAACGCUAUUGUAAUAAUGAUGUCGAGAAACGAAAAAUUGAGCAAUUCGAUGCUGAACAUACAAAUGAAAACGUCAUUCAAUGCUGUAAUGCUCAUGAAGGUGAAAUACUCUUUGAUGUCGGUAGUACAUUUCGCAUAUAUGAUGUAUACGAAUAUACGAAUGAUUUAUGGUAUGUUAGUCUGACAUUACUCGACAUAAAUAGUCCCUCGGCAGGAAUUGAUACAAAAUUAUACGAUUACCUUGCUAAACAUAGUUUUGACAAAAAUGAACCACUUUUUGUAUUAUGCAUUUUUCUUGAGCAAAUGGGUGAAUUUGAACGAUCGAAACAAUUUUGCCAUUUACUGUUGCGUGAUCUACCUGAAGGACACGAAUUAAUUGCAGUCCAGAGUCACCUCGCUGUGAUUGAAUAUGAGUUAGGUCACCUUCAUGAUGCUAAAAGUAUUUGCGAACAAACAUUAUCCAUGCAUUUAGAGCUAGACCAACGUAAUGGUGAGACAACAAUAUCAAGACCACUCAGUCAUCUUCAUUGUCAUUUUGGUCUAAUCCUCAGCGAGCUUGGAGACUACAAAGGAGCUAUAUAUCAUUAUCAACAAGCUAUAUCGCUCAAUGAAAUAGUGUUGAGUAGAGAUCACGUUGAUCUUGCGAUUGAUUUUAACAACUUAGGUUUGGCAUAUAAAGAUCUAGGUAAUAUCAAAGAAGCUUUGUAUUGGUUAGAGGAACGAGCACUGAAAUUGCAAUUGUCGAAACUUCCUGACAAUCAUCCCGAUUUGGCUGUCACCUACUCAAAUAUUGGUGAAACGUACUGUGAAAAUGGCAACUAUAGAAAAGCCCAUGAAAAUUAUGAACGCGUUCUAGCAAUCGAGAAAGUUGCGUUAUCUCCACUGCAUCCAUCCACAGUCACGACUUUUAGUAAUUUAGGUGUUAUGUGUGAGAAAAUCGGUGACUAUGAUGCUGCACUGGCUUAUCAUCGACAAGCACUCGAAGUUCUAUUACAUUCGCGUACACUUGAUCAUAUUUACUUCGCAACCACAUACAAUAAUAUGGCAGCUGUUUUUGAUUGGCGAGGGGAUUUUGAUGAAGCAUUAUAUCACUACGAUAAAGCACUAGAAUAUUUACUGACCAGUGUCGGUACAGAUAAUCAUCCGGAUAUCGCCUCAUGUUACAACAAUAUUGGUAUGAUUCAUUUUCAAAGAAAAGGUUAUAAAAAAGCUUUGGAAUUUUUCGAAAAGACUCAAAAGAUCGAAGAGUGUCUGUUGGAACGAAAUCAUUACUCUCUAGCGACUACCUACAAUAAUUUGGGAAUGGUAUUCGCAGCUCAAGGGAAAUUAAUAGAGGCAAUGCAAUACCAUCGACGCGCAUUAGCAAUACGACAACGUGCUUUAUCGAAGACUCAUCCAGAACUAGCUGCAUCCUAUGAUAAUCUCGGUGUUGUAUACUAUAAAAAAGGUCAUUAUAAAACAGCAAUUGACUUUCAUCAGCGUGCUUUAUCGAUUCAAAAUAUAACUUUGCCACAUAAUCAUCCAUCAACAGCAAUUACGAAAGAGCAUUUGGGUGAUGUUUAUUUUCGUUUAGAUAAUUACCGAGCAGCACUUAAGUUUUACACAGAUGCAUUAAACAUGGCACAAACUCGUUUACCAGCCUCUCAUCCUUCAAUUAAACAAUAUAGUGCUAAGAUGAAUCAAGCGAAAGCAAAAUUAGCCAAAAAUAAAUGUGGAAACCUCGGAUUUAAAUCCGAGAGUUAUGUGUACUUCAAAAAUAUUCCAAAUCUUCUAUCUCUAAAUGAAGAUGAUUUACCCACAAUACCAUCAUUAAAAAUACUUGAUCUGCAAAUUUUUACAGAAUUUGAUAUUCAUUCACUUCAUCAUAUUCUUCAUUGUAUUCCUAAUCUUCAAGACUUUAGUUUUACAUUGAUCAAUGAAUAUCUUGAUACACCAUUUAUUGAUGACUUGCUCGAUGGAAAUAAUUGGCAACAAAUAUUAACAAGACAUGUAUCAAAUUUGAACAAAUUCAAUUUUCAUAUGUCUUUUUUAACAGAUGAAGGAUUAUUCGAUUUAAACUUGGUUCUUAACUCGUUUCGAUGUUUUCUCACACGAUAUGAUAAUUGGCAUAUGGCUAUCAGUCGAUGGGAAAUCUUUGAAGAAUUCAUACCCUUUUUUAUGGAUUCUUAUAGAAAUGAAUCACAUGAAUAUGUUGACAAUCUUUCAUCUCUUAUUGAUUUAUCAACCAUUGUGACUUUGAAAUUUGAACAAAGUAAUGAUUUAAGACGAUCACAUGUUGUACCGUAUAUUUUACGGUAA
This is a messenger RNA of Rotaria sordida, 2508 nucleotides long. The record is from the annotation of a GenBank genome assembly. NCBI's taxonomy places the organism in Eukaryota, Metazoa, Rotifera, Eurotatoria, Philodinida, Philodinidae.